This is a messenger RNA of Suillus subaureus, 1585 nucleotides long. RefSeq names its product WD40 repeat-like protein. Gene Ontology annotation, molecular function: protein binding. The coding region runs from base 264 to 1361 and encodes 365 amino acids. The transcript has 8 exons. Lineage: Eukaryota; Fungi; Basidiomycota; Agaricomycetes; Boletales; Suillaceae. The record is from RefSeq and is a predicted model, not a curated record.
GUAAUACUUCAGCCCCCUGGCAGAUUCGUAAAGUGUCUUCUAGUCAAAAGUCUAGCCGAGACCAAAUUUGAGGGUUCUUGACGUUAAUCAGGACUAGCCUGGAGUCCAGAACCAAAGUUUAACACUCAUUCACGAACCCUUCUUGAGAGCGCAUCUCAUUCCCUCGUUCAACAAUCCCUUGAGCUUGCGGGCCUCCUGCGUUUGUCUCGAAUACAUCUCCCACACUCACAACGCCCGAAGCGCCUAAAUCAUUCACACGUCCCAUGGCUGAAGAAUUAGACUCAACGACGGUACCUGUGGACUUUGUCAAGGAGGGAGGUGAUUGGCUUGUUAUAUUUAAUCCCCGCGUACCACGCCAGAUGGACGUGCAGCUUGCAGCGCGGUACGUGCAUGACGGUGUGGUGUGUAGUGUGAAGUUUUCCUUGGACGGGACAUUGCUUGCAGUAGGCAUGGAGGGCGCCGUUGUGCUUUACAACUUGAGUCUCGGAGAGAAGUUUAUCUUCACAUUGGAGAGGAAUAUUGGAAAACCAAAUCAUGCACGAGCUGUUUGCAUCAGUCCCGAUGGACAUUUCCUUGUCGCUGGCUCUGAAGACGAACUCAUAAGAGUUUGGAACAUUACGAACCGCAUGUUGGUGCAUGCUUUGAAGGGGCACUGCGGAGAGGUAUAUGCUUUGGUGUUUACACCUGACAACAAAACCUUGCUUUCAGCGUCCGGAGAUUGCACAAUCCGCAUUUGGGAUGCGACUCAGUUUGCUGAGACUCCUGAUGCUAGCUCAAUCAUCCUCGAUGAAACUAUGGAGGCCGCCUGUCGUGUACUUCGCCCAGUCAGCCUUGAUGUCAAGCUCUCAUCCAAGUUUGCACUGACAUCUAUUGCUGUCAACUCAACUGGCAAAUUUGUUGCUGGAGGGUCACUGGAUGGAAUGAUUCGAAUCUGGAAAGUUGACGGCACCGAGGAUGACAGCGCGGAGCCGGUGGAGACAUUAUGCGGGCACGAGGAUGCUGUGUAUAGCGUGCAGUUUGUUGAAGGCGGAUUGGUAAGCGCAAGCGUGGAUCGAACGAUGAAACACUGGGACAUAAGUGAAGUGGGUGUUGGUCGCAGAGAAUGUCGAAAAACUCUGCAAGGGCACAAAGACUGCAUCCUCGCUACAUCUGCACUUCAGGUUGGAAGAGAUCAACGCGUCGUGUCCUCGUCUCGGGAUGGGACGGUGCGGAUGUGGGACUUGAAGACGGGGAUGGUGCAGUUCGUGAUUCAGGGUCAUAAAAACACUGUGACGACUGUGGAUCUUGGCCUGGACGGACGGCUGUUAGCAUCUGGUAGCGGGGAUCGUGAAGUGCGGCUAUGGAGCUACUCGAUUGUUUGAGAAUGUCUGGGAAAGUAUCACUAUCUAAGUGUCCCAAUAACAAACGGAUCGACUAUAUCAGAGCUGUAGCCACAACGCGGUGGUAGGCCCUCAUGCAUCAUGAUUUAGUGUAUGCAUGGUCUGUUGCUUGCGGAGCUGAUUGCUAGAUGGGCCUCGUCUAUCAGUGCGCGAUGUAUGUCGCUGGAUAUAUGUAUGGCUCUGGGUAUGUACGAGGUGUUGGGGUU